This is a messenger RNA of Necator americanus (New World hookworm), 849 nucleotides long. RefSeq lists its product as uncharacterized. The coding region runs from base 1 to 849 and encodes 282 amino acids. The record is from RefSeq and is a predicted model, not a curated record. Lineage: Eukaryota; Metazoa; Nematoda; Chromadorea; Rhabditida; Ancylostomatidae. The transcript has 5 exons.
AUGGAAAAGCUCAUUCACGACUUCUACUCAUAUCUUUUCGAUAACCUGCCUCCUCACCACCUGAGCGAGGAUGGAUCCUAUCGUUACAAUGGUCCUCCCCUCCGAUAUCCGAUCGCUGAACCUGGACAAGAAGAUGUUGAUGAGGAAGAGAUUUCUGAUGCUAUAUUCACGCUCAACGAAAUGAAUAUUUCUCAAUGCUCCAGUUAUGUAUACCAAGGUCGGGAAAUUAACAUGAUGAACAACUUGACCUCCGAGCUGGGCAGGAGGAAACGAGUGGCUUGGGGAGCAUAUAAGAGCAUCGAGGAUGCAAUGAAGAUGACUAAGAAUAUCCGGCUCCAGGCUCACCUUUUCAACACCACCGUUCUUUUUGCUCUGACCUACGCUUCAGAAAACUGGACGUGUCGCAAGCAGGAAGAAAAUGCUAUCAGCGUCAUAGAGCGCGCAAUCGAAAGGGUGGUGCUGAUAGUAUCCGGCUCUACGCCAGUGAAGGAAGGGAUUCGAAAUUCCCUCCUACGUCACCGAUCGAAGAUCAGAGACGCUGCCAAUGAAAGGCGGUGGGCGAAUGGAAGCUUCGAGUCCCUCGUGAGAAGAAAAGCCAUUGGGCAACACUUGCGCGCGCUCGGGUCAAAUGGAAGUAUUAUGGGUGCCCGUCCGAGCAAAUCGAUGAACAAAGGGAGCGGUGAUACAGAUUCGCUACAAGUUCUCAGCAAGCAGUUUGUUGACGUGUAUUGGAAUGAGGAUAAAAGCCGAGCUCUCGUAAGGGCUGACCUCGACAAAUUCAAAGCGGAACACAAAAAUCAGGCUCACGUUUUCUGCUACGUUGACGAAGUACUACCGCAAGGGUCAUGA